Messenger RNA from Toxotes jaculatrix (banded archerfish), 4003 nucleotides. Its product is annotated as integrin beta-1-like. Gene Ontology annotation, molecular function: fibronectin binding; integrin binding; collagen binding involved in cell-matrix adhesion. Gene Ontology annotation, cellular component: cell surface; integrin complex; focal adhesion. NCBI's taxonomy places the organism in Eukaryota, Metazoa, Chordata, Actinopteri, Toxotidae. The record is from RefSeq and is a predicted model, not a curated record. The transcript is spliced from 16 exons. Gene Ontology annotation, biological process: cell migration; cell adhesion mediated by integrin; cell-matrix adhesion. The coding region runs from base 335 to 2734 and encodes 799 amino acids.
AAAAAAAAAAAAAAGACUCACCAGGAGCAGCAGCCGAGCUGACGCUGCGGUAACGUGUUCGGGCGAGCCGGGGGACUCGUCGCCUUAUUUUUGAACAUAGCCCAUGUAAAUUAUUAUUUUUAUUUAUUUUUUUGCUAAGAUUGCCCCGCCGGUGUUUUAAUCGGUCCUGUACUUGGCGCGUGGGAACGGUGCGGUUAUUAGCUAAAACAAAGCGGACCCUCGUUCCCCGUUUUUUCGCUAAUCUUCGCCCUCGGUAACCGUCUUGUUUCUUUGAAAGAAGGCACUUCAGAGGGGCAAAUGUCGCUGUAAAUCACCGGAAAGCAUCGGUACAAAGAUGGAUCUGCGGUUACUUUUAAUAGCAUCAUUAUCAGCGGUCCUCGGUGGCAGCUGGGCACAGAAAGAGGGAAGCAAGUGCAUCGACGCCAACGCGCAGUCAUGCGGGGAAUGCAUUCAGGUCGCAGAGACAUGUGGAUGGUGCUCGGAUGAAAAUUUCCUCACUGUGGGUGAAUCUAAGUCGGCGCGCUGUGAUGAUCUGGAGUCCCUGAAGAAAAGAAACUGUGCCGUGACAAAAAUUGAGAACCCACGCGGAGAGAUUGCCAUCAAUAAGAACAAGCCUGUCACCAACCGCAAGAAGGACGUGGCUGAGAAACUGAAGCCUGAGCAGAUCACUCAGAUCCAGCCCCAGAAACUCACACUGACACUCAGAUCUGGUGAGCCCCAGACUUUCAAACUAAAGUUCAAGCGUGCUGAGGACUACCCCAUCGACCUGUAUUACCUCAUGGACCUCUCCUUUUCCAUGAAAGACGAUUUGGAAAAUGUCAAGAACCUUGGCACUGACCUGAUGAGGGAAAUGCAGGCGAUCACUUCAGACUUCAGGAUUGGUUUUGGCUCCUUUGUGGAGAAGACGGUCAUGCCUUACAUCAGCACCACGCCAGCCAGGCUCAUCAACCCCUGCACAGGGAACCAGAACUGUACCAGCCCCUUCAGCUAUAAGAACGUCCUGAAGCUGACAGACAACGGAGACGAGUUCAAUAAGCUGGUCAGUCAGCAGCAGAUCUCAGGAAACCUGGACUCUCCAGAGGGGGGUUUCGAUGCCAUCAUGCAGGUGGCGGUCUGUGAGGAGCAUAUCGGCUGGAGGAACGUGACUCGUCUGCUGGUGUUUUCCACCGAUGCUGGUUUCCACUUUGCUGGAGACGGCAAACUGGGCGGCAUUGUCCUGCCCAACGAUGGGAAGUGUCAUCUGGAGAACAACAUAUACACCAUGAGUCACUACUAUGACUACCCCUCCAUCGCCCACUUGGUCCAGAAACUCAGUGACCACAACAUCCAGACCAUCUUUGCUGUCACUGAGGAAUUUCAGCCCGUUUACAAGGAGUUGAAAAAUCUUAUUCCUAAAUCAGCUGUUGGCACGCUGUCCUCCAACUCCAGCAACGUGAUCAAACUCAUCAUUGACGCUUACAAUUCUUUAUCAUCUGAGGUCAUUCUGGAAAACAGCAGGCUGCCAGAGGGAGUUUCCAUCACCUACAAGUCCAUGUGUAAGAAUGGUGUUGAGGGAACAGGGGAGAAUGGCAGGAAGUGCUCCAACAUCUCCAUCGGAGACGAGGUGCAUUUCGACAUUUCCAUUGAAUCCCAGAAGUGCCCAUCGGAUGGCAAGUCUGAGAUCAUUAAAAUUAAACCGCUAGGCUUCACUGAGGAGGUGGAGAUAGUUCUGAACUUCAUCUGCGACUGUCAGUGCGCUGCAGAAGGACAACCCGAGAGUGAGAAGUGCCAUGAGGGCAACGGGACCUUCGAGUGUGGAGCCUGCAAGUGUAAUGAGGGACGUAUUGGGCGUCUUUGCGAGUGCAGCAAAGACGAAGUCCGGACAGAGGACCUAGAUGCCAACUGCCGAAAAGACAACGGUACGGAUAUCUGCAGCAACAACGGUGACUGUGUCUGCGGCACCUGCGAAUGCAAGAAGCGGGAAAACCCAGCGGAGGUCUACAGCGGAAAAUACUGCGAGUGUGACAACUUCAACUGUGACCGCUCCAGCAACAAGCUCUGCGGAGGACAUGGGCGUUGUGAAUGCAGGAAGUGCAUCUGUGACGCCAACUACACAGGCAGUGCCUGCGACUGCUCCCUGGAUACCUCCACCUGCCUCGCCAAGAACGGGCAGAUCUGUAACGGACGUGGCACUUGUGAAUGUGGAAUGUGCAAAUGCACCAAUCCCAAAUUCCAGGGUCCAACUUGUGAGAUUUGCCCCACCUGCCCCGGUGUCUGCACUGAGCACAAAGAUUGUGUGCAGUGCAUAGCAUUUGGGGCUGGUGAGAAGAAGGAGACAUGUGAGCGGGACUGCAACUACUUCAUAUUACACAAGGUGAAGGAUCGUGACAAGCUGCCCCAGCCCACAGACCAGAGUUUCCCACUGACUCACUGCAAAGAGCGAGAUGCCAACGACUGCUGGUUCUACUAUACCUACGCCAUCAGGAACGACACCAAGGAGGUCUAUGUGGUGGAGAACUUGGAGUGCCCAGCAGGACCUGACAUCAUCCCCAUCGUGGCAGGUGUGGUAGCGGGCAUUGUGCUGAUCGGCCUCGCACUGCUGCUCAUCUGGAAACUACUCAUGAUCAUCCACGACCGCAGAGAGUUCGCCAAAUUUGAGAAGGAGAAGAUGAACGCCAAGUGGGACACGGGCGAGAAUCCAAUCUACAAAAGUGCCGUAACAACUGUCGUCAAUCCAAAGUACGAGGGCAAAUGAUUGAGCUUUAUCUUCGUUGUGACAACACUGUAUGGAAAAGAGAAUGGGCUGGGGUGAAGGGAGGGGGCGGGGUUUAUAAUGCUCUCACUGUUUGUUUGUUUGUUUGUUGUUGUAGUCACCAAAUCAUAGAAUGCAUUUUGCCACUAUUUCUGUUUGUUUUACUAACUUGGUUUAUUUUCUAUGCAUCAUUUGAAACAUGUACAGUCUGUGUAAAUGUGGGGUUUUAUAUUUUAUUUUAUGCUUCUGCAGAACUUGAGAGAAUGUGUUUUGAACUGAUUGUUUUCCGCCACAGGACUGGCAGGGUAGCAGAAAGUCUAACUGUGCCUUUUUUUUGAUAGAACCAUCAAGCCAUCAGUGUUUUGUUGAGGGUUUAAUUGGAUGUUGAAAAUGGGCAACAAAUGAAGUGUUCCAUUCCAAAUUACUACAUGAAUAAAGUUAAGUGGGCAGCAGUCUAUUGGUCAGUGAUUCAAAAAUGCAGGUGAGCAAAGGUCUGAAGGUGGAAUUGCCAUCUGAGCAAAGGUUUUAUUGUGUCUGUAAUCAUUUGGACUGAGUAGGUGUCUUUCCUUUUUAAAUGUCUCUUUGGAUUGAACUCUUCAAAUGUAGCACCAGUUGGCCGUGUGUGGCAGCAAUGAAUUGUGUACAGUAUGUUCUGGGUUCUGUGUAAAGCCAUAUAUGUAUUCGCAGAACAGGGCUGAAGGCGUUAGUAUUUUUUUCUGAGUGAAUUAAUCCCUCUGAACAAUCAAUUGAAUAGUAUCUUUACGAAAGAUAUUUUCUUGGGCUGCCUUUCUAGGUGAAAGGACGUUGGUGCACAGUAGUUUUACUGUUUGGCUCCAGGUUUUACUUGCUUAAUUUAAAAGCCAACUCAGGUCCUUAAUUCUUCACAGCAAUGCCAAAUACGCAAACCUGCCUUAUUUGCUAACUAAAUUUGCUUAUCUUGAAAUGCCUUGUUUUAUUUGUACAAUAUGAACUGGGAAUGGUCUCAGUUUUUUGUUUUUACCUGUGGGUAAUCCCACCAACUAUUGGGUGGUACCUUGAUCAAACAUUUUUUUUAUUGAACAGAAAUAGGAAUGGAUGUAAUGUCAUUUAGUUCGGUGGUAAGGGAAUGGUCUCAAGAUCUCAAGAAUUUUUUGGUUUUUGUAAAGAGAAAAAGGUUACACCUGUCACCAUUGUUUUUAAGUGCCUUUUUUAAUUUCUACAAAACAUUCACAUUUGCAAUUCUGUAUUUCUGAAAUUAUUUAUUGAAUAAACAUUCAAAACAAUUUACCCCUA